CACUUCCGGGAGGAGGGCCGGUAACCCGUGGCGUCUACUAAGUAGCCUCUGACCCGAGAGCUCCAGGGUCGCUCCCGACAUCACGGCAUUGCGGUGAGCCCCCAGCCUCUGGGUCGGCCCCUCCACCCCGUUCUCUUGGCGCAAGGCUCAUGCCAGUCCAGCCGCUGAACAAAGAGGCGGAGGAGAUGGAGGUGGAGGGGGAUUCGGCGGCCGAGAUGAACGGGGAGGAAGAGGAGAGCGAGGAGGAGCAGAGCGGCAGCCAGUCGGAGUCAGAGGAGGAGAGCUCAGAGAUGGACGAUGAGGACUGUGAGCGUCGCCGCAGCGAGUGCCUGGACGAGAUGUCGGAUCUGGAGAAGCAGUUUUCGGAGCUGAAGGAGAAGCUAUUCAAGGAGCGCCUGAGCCAAGUGCGAGUGCGGCUGGAGGAGGUGGGCGCCGAGCGAGCCCCGGAGUACACGGAGCCUCUCGGGGGGCUGCAGCGCAGCCUCAAGAUUCGCAUUCAGGUGGCAGGCAUCUACAAGGGAUUCUGCCUGGAUGUGAUAAGGAACAAAUAUGAGUGUGAGCUACAAGGAGCCAAGCAGCACUUGGAGAGCGAGAAGCUACUGCUGUACGACAACCUGCAGGGAGAAUUACAGGAGCGGAUCCAGAGGCUGGAGGAGGACAGGCAGAGCUUCGACAUCAACUCCGAGUGGUGGGAUGACAAACUGCACCCCAAAGGCAACCUGAAAGCGUGGGACUCCCUGCAGUCGAGUAAGAGGAAGAAGGCACCUCUCGUUUCCGGACCCUACAUCGUGUAUAUGCUGCAGGACAUUGACAUCCUAGAGGACUGGACGGCUAUCAAGAAGGCCAAGGCGGCCGUGUCCCCCCAGAAGAGGAAAUCAGACGGCUAUGGCUCGGGGCCUGCCCAGGGAGGGCAAGGAAAGAGGCCUGUGUUCCUGUGGGCCCCAAGGGCCGUGACCCCCUCCCUCGCACCCCCGACGCCGCCGUCAGCAGCAGCAGCAGGAGGAGGAGGAGGAGGAGGAGGAGGAGGCGGGCCACGCCGAUGUACCGCCGGCCCCAAGUCCGAGCCGGGCCUCACGUCCUCAGGAGGGCACGGAGGGCCCGCGCGAGUGUGACCGGACCCCCGAGCGUGUCCCCCGGAUCCUGUUCCCGGAACGCUGUCCGCCUGCCCCGGACUCCUCGUGGCCCAAGCUGGCAGACUGACCCCCGGCCCCUCGCCGUCGCCCACCCCCCCUCCAAGUUGGGUGCCUCCCCCACUAUGCCAGGCACCCGGGAAAGGUCUGACCCCGCACCCUGGCCGGCCUGGGUGUUCCCCUGGCUCCCUACUUCCUCUCCCUGUCAGUUCCAGGCUGGCACACUGCCCCAGGUGGGUUAAGAAGACAUGCCUCACUUUGAGACCCAGCCAAGUCCCUUCCCUGGCCAGCCUGGAGGGCCGGGCCCCGGGGCCGAAGCGCUGCUUUAGGUGCUGGAUGGGAGAACUCCCAGAGAUGUAUAUUUUUUUGAUGCUUCUUCCCUUUCCCCACCUCCACCGUUGCCUCCUGCGCCGGGCUGGGAAGAACUGAAGAUCCCGGGCUUUCCCAGGGACCACUCUUCACCCCCGACUCUUGGUGAUGGAGUUGGCAUUAAAGUUAAUAAUAAUAAUAAU
Molecule: messenger RNA, 1642 nt
Organism: Tachyglossus aculeatus (Australian echidna)
Lineage: Eukaryota; Metazoa; Chordata; Mammalia; Monotremata; Tachyglossidae
Gene: BRMS1
Product: BRMS1 transcriptional repressor and anoikis regulator
Exons: 11
Coding region: 150-1112 (320 amino acids)
Biological process (GO): negative regulation of transcription by RNA polymerase II
Cellular component (GO): Sin3-type complex
Molecular function (GO): histone deacetylase binding
Source: RefSeq, a predicted model, not a curated record